Arachis stenosperma is the source of this 1194-nucleotide messenger RNA. Its product is annotated as BURP domain-containing protein BNM2A-like. The transcript is spliced from 2 exons. Bases 125 to 1015 code for a protein of 296 amino acids. NCBI's taxonomy places the organism in Eukaryota, Viridiplantae, Streptophyta, Magnoliopsida, Fabales, Fabaceae. The record is from RefSeq and is a predicted model, not a curated record.
AUUUUUUUACUUUAACUAAUUUGAGCCACGUAGUACAAUGGACCCUGCCUGAUAUCACUGUUCUUCAUCUGAAUUUAGUAUCAAAGGGUGUGUAUGUACUAGUUGAAAUUCACAAAACUGUUCAAUGCAUUAUUCAGCUACAAACAUGGCUCAAAAUGUUCUACCAUGGAUCCUCUUGCUCCAUUUCCUACUUAUCAUGUGUUCAUCUUAUGGAAUCAUUGGAAGGGAAUUGGGUAUGAAUCAUCAUGGAACAAUAACAUCUAAUGAUGAUCACAAACAUGAUCAUCAUCAUCAUCAUCAUGACAUAGACCCUUCUCUAAUGGUGUUCUUGACAAUGAAGGAUUUGAAGGUAGGUCAAAGAAUGCCAAUUUAUUUUCCCAAGAGAGACCCUUCAACUUCACCGAAGCUAUGGCCAAAGCAAGAAGCUGAUUCAGUUCCUUUCUCGUUGGAAAAACUCCCACAACUCCUCCAACUCUUUGGCUUCGCCCGCGAUUCUGCGCAGGCGAAAGCCAUGGAAGAUACCCUGAGGGAAUGUGAGAGCAAGCCCAUCAAAGGAGAGGUCAAGUUCUGUGCAACUUCCUUAGAUUCCAUGCUUGAUUUCGCUCAAAGCAUUCUGGGAAAAGAUUCCGGGUUUCGAGUCCUUUCGACUUCUCACAAGACUAAGUCUAGUGUGAGUUUCCAGAAUUAUACAAUGUUAGAAGACAUUAAAGAGAUGGAAGCUCCGAAGAUGGUGGCUUGUCACACCAUGCCUUACCCUUAUGGUGUUUUCUAUUGCCAUAGCCAGACAACUCUGAACAAGGUUUAUAGUGUGCCACUUGAAGGUGAGAAUGGUGAUAAGGUGGAAGCUAUCGUUGUUUGUCAUUUGGAUACUUCACAAUGGGGGUCUUCUCAUCCUUCAUUUCAAGUUCUUGCUGUUAAGCCUGGAACCACUUCAGUGUGCCACUUUUUCCCUGCCGAUAAUCUUAUCUUUGUUCCAAAAGUACUUCAAUCCCAUGCUGGAUUUUCUGCCAUGUGAUGUUAGCAAUUAAUGUAUGCAUAUGUUCCACUUACAUAAAACUAUUAUCAAUAAUGUAUGGAUGUUGUGUGGUAAACUGUGUGCCUUCAAGGUUAAAAAAAAAAAAAAAACUUUUUUAUUAUCUUCAUAAGCAUAACGUUGAAUCUUAAUGGUCUUUGGUCUAUCUAGUUUAUCAUUUU